Mizuhopecten yessoensis (Yesso scallop) is the source of this 945-nucleotide messenger RNA. RefSeq lists its product as uncharacterized. The transcript has a single exon. Bases 1 to 945 code for a protein of 314 amino acids. Lineage: Eukaryota; Metazoa; Mollusca; Bivalvia; Pectinida; Pectinidae. The record is from RefSeq and is a predicted model, not a curated record. Gene Ontology annotation, molecular function: nucleic acid binding; zinc ion binding.
AUGGCUGUAAGACACGGAAGCAUCGAAGAAUUUGAUGUAAACUCGCAAAAUUUGGACGAGUACAUUGAACGUUUGGAACACUAUUUUGUGGCUAAUGCGGUGGAUGAUAACGAUGUAAAACGUUCAAUAUUACUGACCGUAUGUGGCAGUAAAACGUAUGGGUUAAUUCGUAACGUUGUGAGUCCGGCAAAACCCGGAGAAAAAACGUACGAUGAGCUGAAAAAUAACAUUCGAAAUCAUCUGCAACCUAAACCCCUGGUGAUAGCGGAACGGUUCAAGUUUCAUCAACGCAAACAAAAGGAAGGAGAAACGGUGACUCAAUUUCUAGCCGAACACCGUAAACUCAGUGAGCAUUGUAAUUUUGAAGCGUUUUUGAACGAUGCCUUGCAGGAUAGAUUUGUGUGUGGGUUGGCUUCCACGGCAACCCAAAGGAUAUUGCUAUCGGAAGCUGAAUUGACAUUGAAAAAAGCAGUGGACAUUGCCGUUAGUAUGGAGAUGGCAGACUGUGAAUCGCGCAAACUAAAAGAAACCUCUGCAAUGUUCGAGGGGAGUAAGAACGCGGAACAGACACACAAAGUGUUCACACAAUGCUUUCGUUGUGGAAAGAACAAUCAUAGUGGCGACAGUUGUUAUUAUAAGAACAGCAAGUGCCACAAAUGUCACGAAACUGGUCAUCUUAGCAAAAUGUGUCCGGCAAACAAAUCACGUCAACAUGUAAACAAACCGCGACCACAUCGAAGUACUGAAAGUACUCAAAGUACUGUCCGAGGAAAAGGACAUAAGUUUAAGAAAAAAAAUCCGAAAAUCAACUUCGUGGAGGAUUCCGACGUGGAUAGUUCUGGUGCCUAUGAAACUGAUUGUAAGUACUCUUGGCCUCUGUUUUCGAUAAAAUCUGACGGUCAGAAGGAAAUAAACAUUGAUUUGUUAAUUGAACGCAAACCAUAG